AUGUGGCCGUAUCUAGAAUCUGCAGUAAAAAUGAAAUUACCUGAUCUUAUUUCUCUGACUUCUUUGAAAUCAAAUAAAAGACUUCUUGAUUUGUGUGCCAAGCACGAAAUAAGAUGUUCUGAACCACAAACUAAUUCCAAACUGCUGAAUAAACUUGUUGAACAUUUCAUAGAAAAAACUACUGUAAAUCCAACUUUCGUGUGUGACUAUCCAAUAAUAAUGAGCCUUCUUGCUAAACAGCAUCCUGAUAUCUGUGGGCUUAAUGAAAGAUUUGAAUUGUUCAUUAAAGGAAUAAAGGUUGUUAAUGGUUAUACAGCUUUAAAUGAUCCUAUUGAACUGAAACAAAGGUUUCAAAAUUUGGUAAAAGACAGGACUUCUGAAGAUAAUGAAAUUUCAAUGAUUGAUGAAACUUAUCUUGCUGCACUUGAGCAUGGACUCCCUCCAACUGUUGGUGGAAGAAUUGGUAUUGAUAGAUUUACAAUGAUUUUGACUAACAGCAGUGAUAUUAGAGAAAUCGUGUGGUUUCCCUUGGUUUCACCUAAACAGAAAAGUGAAAGCUCCUAA
Argiope bruennichi is the source of this 564-nucleotide messenger RNA. RefSeq lists its product as uncharacterized. Gene Ontology annotation, biological process: lysyl-tRNA aminoacylation. Bases 1 to 564 code for a protein of 187 amino acids. Gene Ontology annotation, cellular component: cytosol. The transcript has a single exon. Lineage: Eukaryota; Metazoa; Arthropoda; Arachnida; Araneae; Araneidae. The record is from RefSeq and is a predicted model, not a curated record. Gene Ontology annotation, molecular function: ATP binding; lysine-tRNA ligase activity; tRNA binding.